Triticum urartu is the source of this 1265-nucleotide messenger RNA. Lineage: Eukaryota; Viridiplantae; Streptophyta; Magnoliopsida; Poales; Poaceae. The record is from RefSeq and is a predicted model, not a curated record.
CAGCAGCAGUUCUCCCCGGUUGAACAACCCCGAGUGAUCCGGCCUCAUGCAUCAAUAGCUCCUGUUGACUUGGAGAAAACAAGAGAAGGCAGUGGUUUCAAGAUUUUUGGGUUUAAGGUUGAUACUACCAGCGCCCCUUCUAACCAUUUGAGCUCCACAAUGGCUGCAAUCCACGAGCCUGUGCUACAAACCCAAGCAUCCGCAUCAUUAACUCAAUUGCAGCAUGCACACGCUGAUUGUAUUCCUGAGCUGUCCGUAAGCACUGCUGGGACUACUGAGAAUGAGAAAAGCAUUCAACAAGCUCCUCACAGUUCGAAAGACGUCCAAAGCAAGUCCCAUGGUGCUUCCACAAGGAGUUGCACAAAGGUUCAUAAGCAAGGUGUUGCACUUGGUAGAUCAGUGGAUCUGUCAAAGUUUGGCGACUACGACGAACUCACAGCUGAGCUAGACAGGAUGUUUGAAUUUGAUGGUGAACUGAUGUCUUCAAACAAGGAUUGGCAGAUUGUGUAUACUGAUCCGGAGGGUGACAUGAUGCUGGUGGGAGAUGAUCCAUGGGAGGAGUUCUGCAACAUAGUGCGCAAGAUCUUCAUCUACACCAAGGAGGAGGUCCAGAAGAUGAACUCGAAGUCAUCUACCCCGAGAAAGGAGGAAGGUUCCGCGGAUGCCGAUGGCGCAAACGAGAAGGCCCAUCCCGCCACGUCAAGCCAUUUAGAUAACUAGCCAACUAGGUUGCGUUAAGCCGAUUUGAGGCAUGAGGUGAGGUAUCGCACGGGGAGCUUUGUCCUGCCCUCGCUCGGGUCCCAGCCAGCCAGCCAGCCAGCCAAUGAAGUAACUCCUGAUGUCUUUUGGUGAUCGCCCCCUCCCCCUUGUGAUGCAGCAACGACAACCCAACCCAACCCUUUGGAUUUAGCUAUUUACUUGCUAGGUAAUGUAGAGAGAGAGACUUUGCUGCGCUGCGCGAUUGUUUAUCCGCUGGUUUGCUUGCUUGCUCUUGGCAGUUAAGAUUUUUAGGGCCAAGAUUUAUGAUUAUCGUUGCCCCCCUGCUUGAAUGCAUGCUUGAUCCUUAGCCCUCCCUCCUCUUUCCCCCCAGCCACCCUGAUGUAAAUAUUUAUCUACCUUGCUCUAGCUAGUGUUAGUGAGUAAGUAAGCAAGCACCCUGUAUUAUUUAACCGACCGACCUGCAGUAGCUGUUCCGGAGUAAGAAACACUGGCAAAGACGAUGGUAUAUGUACGUCUGAUCCUGUUUAAUGUACUAUUAAUGGCUA